AUGGACAUUUCUGGCAUGGAUGAGACGAGCGGUAACUCAAGUCACGAAUCCGAGCCACACUCCCCAACGUUUGACACACCAGCCCCUGUAGAAACAACCACCGACCCUGCUAGCACUACUACCUCUAUCUCAUCAACCAUCGCUCCUUCCGAAAAGCCCAAGCAUAUCAAGCUUCCCGCCGACACUACCGCUAUCCGAGCGCGUCUUGCUGCCAAGAUCGAGGCUCUUCGUGCUGCCCGAAAAGCAGAUGGCCCUGAUGGAAAGCCUAUUCGCACACGCCAAGAGCUUAUUGAGUCGAGACGAAAGAAGCAAGAGCAACGAAAAGCCCACAAGCAAGAGAUGCGUGCGCAAGCUAAGCUGGAAGAGCAACGCAAGCGCGAAGAGGCAUUGGUGUCUAACUCGCCCGGUAUUAUGAGCCCCGCUGUCGAGCUCGACGAGAAUGCUAGCAACUUUACCUUUGGUCGCGUUGCCUUCGGCGAUGGCGCUCAGCUCUCACGCGACCUCGGUCAUGUCCUGACCCAGGGAAAGAAGAAGGGGCCUUCGGAUCCCAAGACGGCCCUCAUCAAGGUUCAGAAUCAGAAGAAGCGUCUUGAGGAGCUCGAUCCUGAGAAGCGAGCCGAUAUUGCCGAGAAGGACGUCUGGCUGACAGCCCGCCGUCGCGCAGAGGGCGAGAAGAUUCGUGAUGAUGAAGCUCUCCUCAAGCGUGCUGUCAAGCGAAAGGAAGUUGCCAAGAAGAAGAGCGAGAAGGCGUGGCGCGAGCGAGUUGAUGGUGUCAAGCAAUCCCAAAAGGACCGCCAGCGCAAGCGAGAAGAGAACCUGCGCGCACGCCGCGACGAUAAGCUUCUAGGCAAGGCCGGUAAGAAGAAGAAGAAGGGUGGUGCCGCCGGUGCUAAGAAGAAGGGUCGUCCCGGCUUCGAGGGCACCAUGGGCGUUGGAGGUGGAAAGAAGGGUGGGAAGAAAUAA
This is a messenger RNA of Fusarium poae, 963 nucleotides long. RefSeq lists its product as uncharacterized. The record is from RefSeq and is a predicted model, not a curated record. The transcript has a single exon. Gene Ontology annotation, biological process: ribosomal large subunit biogenesis; ribosomal small subunit biogenesis. Gene Ontology annotation, molecular function: RNA binding; DNA binding. Gene Ontology annotation, cellular component: nucleolus. NCBI's taxonomy places the organism in Eukaryota, Fungi, Ascomycota, Sordariomycetes, Hypocreales, Nectriaceae. Bases 1 to 963 code for a protein of 320 amino acids.